AUCUACCGUGUUACUGUAAUCACUGCGCCCUGCACACAGGUUUACCUUCAUGAGCAGAGCUGUUACUGAUUCGCGCACACAGCCGUCGUCUUUGUGUGCAUCAGUGAUGAUUAUAGAUUAGACAUAGCCAAAAAGAUAGUACGAUUACGUACCGAGCAUUUCCCAUUUCAUUCUCUCGUCUACGACCGUCGAUAGACUGUGGCGUGAAGACGCGACUAUGACCAUAAGGAAUGACCGGGACCACGGGCAGCGUUACAGACCGCGCACGGCAUGCCUGAAGAAGUUGGAGAACGUGGUGUUGGAGAUGCAGGACCCCAAAAGUGGAGUGAAAUCUCAGACCCAGAGGCUUGUAAUCACCACCAUCCCACAUGCUAUAACAGGGGAAGAUAUUGUUGCAUGGAUCGUGAAUCGAUUCAAAAUAGAUGCUACAGAGGCCCGAGCUAUGGGGACCAUGAUGGUGGCUUUCGGGUACAUCUAUCCACUACAAGAUCAUAAGAGACUCAUCCUUAAACCAGACACAUCCCUGUAUCGCUUUCAGACCCCAUAUUUUUGGCCUGCGCAGCAGUGGCCAGUGGAAGACACAGAUUAUGCGAUUUAUUUGGCAAAGAGAAAUAUACGCAAGAAAGGGAUGUUGGAGCUCUAUGAACAGGAACAGUACAACAGUCUUUACAAAUGGAUGAAUCACAAGUGGGAUUUUAUUGUAAUGCAGGCCAAAGAGCAGUACAGGGCAGGUAAGGAGAGGAAGAAGCCAGACCGGGUGGUUUUUGACUGUCAGGAACGGGCCUAUUGGGUUGUACAUCGGCCACCGCCAGGAACAGUUAGUGCUGUGGACUAUAGACACAACAGGAUGGUCGACCCCAAUAUGGAGGAGCAAAAAACAUCUGACUACUACAGAAGAAUUGCUAUGUUCACUCAGCAGUGUAUCAUCAGACCUAGGGUGAAGUCGUCUGUGUCAAUUGGAGCAAUUGUUAAGUACGCAACAACAUACAAAGAGCAUGACCCCCUUCUCCACUCCUGCCUCCCAAGCAACCCCUGGUUAACAGAUGAUGUUACAUAUUGGACUCUCAACAUGCCAAAUGUUGAGACCCCUACUAAAAUGAGGGUAGAGUGCUGGACUUUCAGCUUUGGAGAACUGCUUAUGGACCCUCGGGGAAGGGCUGAUUUCCGCCUCUUCCUUAAAAAGGAGUUCAGUGGUGAGAAUCUUGCCUUCUGGGAGGCAUGUGAGGAUCUGAAAUGGGGUGCUGCAGAGACAAUGAAAGAAAAGGCUCAGCAAAUAUAUAAGACCUUUUUGGCCCGUGGAGCUCCACGUUGGAUCAACAUUGAUGGCAAAACAAUGGACAUAACAGUAAAGGGUUUGGCACAUCCUCAUUGCUAUGUACUGGAUGCUGCCCAGACUCACAUUUACAUGCUCAUGAAAAAGGACUCAUACGGGCGAUAUCUCAAGUCCCCGGUGUUCAAGGAAACUCAAAGAAAGGCCAUUGCUCCUGAACCACACAGAUUCACUGAGACGCAGUUGGAGCAGAAUGCCAAGAGAAGGCGGCCCAGCCUGAGUCCCAUCAUCCUGAGACAGCAGGAAGAAGAACAGAAGGCCAAACUUGCAGCAAGUGGCCCGGUGGACAUCACACAGGUCAUGAGCGAACUGGAAAGGAAACAGAAAACCUAGAACACAGAGAAUAGAUAUCAGCAUAUAUUUAUGAUAAGCAAAAAGGAAAACCACCUUUCUGGUCAAUAAACAAGAAAGCAUAUUUAUAUAGAGAGCAUGUUGCGUCUGUAAUAUUACACAGGUAUUUCUACUGUAGUUUUUGAAAGUUUGCUUGGUAUAUUUUUAAAAUAUCAUUGAAAAUUUCCAUUUAGCCUUUUUAGGCCAUUAUUUUGUCAUUUUUAAUGUUUGUCAUAUUUAUGUUUUGUCAAACUACAUACAUGCAAUCAAACCAAACACCUUCAACAUUUCACACAUUAUCACCGUUUAUUUGCUAUAGUUUAGAAAUGGUAAUCAAAUGUCAGAUAAUACUUAAGCAAAACAUGGUCUGGUCAAAGUGUCUGAAUAAUUUUUGGUCCUAUUUUUUUAUCAGUUUUACUGGUAGUCCACUGUAUGAAGACUUUUCGGAUAUAAUAUGUCAUAGUUUAGUUUAUUUCGCUACCCUCAGUUGCAUUUAUAGUGUUCUGCACCCACUAGUAAAAAAAAUAGAAAAAAUUAUAACUGGUGUCUGAAUAAUUUGUGGUUUGACUGUAUAUAUUUUUAUUUUGUUAAACCAAAAAUUAUCAGAUGUUGUCCUCCUCAUUACUACAGUUUUGUGUCAUGUUUGUUCCAUUUACAAGUUUCCUUGUAAAUCAUGAAUUUAUUAAAAUUCAUACUAAAACCAUUUCUGCCAUCUGUGGUCACAUCAUUUGUCUUUGUCAUCCGUGAUUGUUGUUGAGUGAAAUGUACAGUAUAUAUACGUAUGUCACCAUGUAUCUCGUAUGUGCAGUAUGUGCAUAGUUACAACUUAUCUAAAAUAACUUUGACCUCAUGCCAUUAACUGAGAGGAAAUGAACAUGGUAUUCUGUCAUCAUUUACUCAUCGUCAAGUGUUUUGAAACCUGCAUGACUCACUUUAUUGUAAGCACAAAAGGGAGUCCAGGCUGUUUUUUACAUACAGUGAAUGGUGACCUUGGCUAGCAAGCAAGACUGUCAAGACAACGUGUUCAUUGCAUCUAUUUUUAUGAUUCUUUUAUAAAGCUUGACAGACACUUUCACUGUAUCAAAGCAAGCAGUGUAAAUAAUCUGCUAAACCUUUCCUGUUGUGUACAACAGAAGAAAUAAAGUUGUAUGGGUUUAGAACAACAUGAAAGAGAGUAAAUAAAAAUAAUAAAAAAGAAAUCAUUCUGUUCAAUAUAUUACCGAAAAAUACUGUCUUGAACAUAGGUUAAUCAAAUUGCAAAAUUAGGUAAGCUGAGGGUUCAAAAUAAUUUCAUAUAGGUCCUAACAAGUUAAUUUAAUGUAGGUCCUAAUAUGAAACAUUACCAUCCCAUCGACAGCUUUUGUACAUUUUUUUUUUCUUUCUGAGAGAGUGAAACCAAAUGUCUCAAAUAUAGGUUGCAAAUCUAGGGUAAAACCUGUCUUGGAAAUAUUUCCUGAAAAAUCUCUCAAGUAUCAUGAUCACUAGAUGUCAUGCUUGUGUUCCUCUCAUACUAAUGCAGCUAUUUUAUUUGCAGUAGAUGGCAGAAUGCAUGAAUAUGUAAAACAGAAAUUUUGUUAUGAAUGGACAGUUAUGAUGCAGUUAAGUUGAUAUACUGUACAUAUAACAGCACAUUUUUAUCACACACACACAC
Molecule: messenger RNA, 3311 nt
Organism: Cyprinus carpio (common carp)
Lineage: Eukaryota; Metazoa; Chordata; Actinopteri; Cypriniformes; Cyprinidae
Product: regulator of G protein signaling 9b
Exons: 17
Coding region: 218-1663 (481 amino acids)
Biological process (GO): G protein-coupled receptor signaling pathway; regulation of G protein-coupled receptor signaling pathway; intracellular signal transduction
Source: RefSeq, a predicted model, not a curated record